This is a messenger RNA of Cavia porcellus (domestic guinea pig), 1754 nucleotides long. RefSeq names its product ubiquitin specific peptidase 18 (gene Usp18). The coding region runs from base 16 to 1392 and encodes 458 amino acids. The transcript is spliced from 11 exons. Lineage: Eukaryota; Metazoa; Chordata; Mammalia; Rodentia; Caviidae. Gene Ontology annotation, molecular function: cysteine-type deubiquitinase activity. The record is from RefSeq and is a predicted model, not a curated record. Gene Ontology annotation, cellular component: cytosol; nucleus. Gene Ontology annotation, biological process: protein deubiquitination.
GCAGGUGGCCGGCCAAUGGCAGGGACGCGUUUAAUGCUGGACCUGAGCGGCAGAUCUCACCGGGAUAAAACACACAGGAGCGCCCUGGGUUCACUUUCCUUUUCCUGCAGCGGCUCCCACGUGGCCCGCUUACUCACUGUGUCCCACGGGUGUUCACACACACGACUUAAGAAAUUACAGAGGAAGGAGGAAGGGUUCCAUCGCAUCCGGACCCGUGAGCUCCUCCUGGACAGGCCAGGCAGCCUUGCCCUGGGAGCUUUGGAGCAAUUCCAGAUGGGCAUGACGUUUGGGUUCCUGGGAGACACCUGCCAGUCAACCUUGGCUGAGUCCCAGCAGUGUUCAGGAGAAUCCUUGGAGAAGAAGGGCGAGGACAGCGACAUGAAGAGGAAGAGAGAGCAGCCGGGACCACUCAGUACCUGGGACCACCAUCAUGGCCUGGUUGGUUUACACAACAUUGGACAGACCUGUUGCCUUAACUCCUUGAUCCAGGUGUUCAUAAUGAACACGGACUUUACCAAGAUACUGAAGAGGAUAACAGUGCCGAAGGUCUCAGAAGAGCAGAGAAGUGUCCCCUUCCAGAUGCUGCUGCUGCUGGAGAAGAUGCAGGACAGCCGGCAGAAGGCGGUACGGCCCACGGAGCUGGCCUACUGCCUGCAGAAGAACAACGUGCCACUGUUUGUCCAGCACGAUGCUGCUCAACUCUAUCUCACAGUCUGGAACCUAAUCAAGGACCAAAUCACUGAUGCAGAUUUGGUAGAGAGGCUGCAGGACUUGUACACCAUCCGGGUGAAGGAGAUCUUGGUGUGCUUAGACUGUGCCACGGAGAGCAGCAGAGACAGCAGCUUGCUGACCCUCCCUCUUUCUCUUUUUGAUAUGAACUCAGAACCCCUUAGAACACUGGAGGAUGCCCUGAGUUAUUUCUUCCAGUCCAAGGAGCUAUGCAACAAAAGCACAUGCUUCUGUCAGAACUGUGGGAGGAAGACACACAGGAAACAGGCCUUGAAGGUGACCCGGUUGCCCCAAACCCUGACCAUCCACCUCAGGCGAUUCUCCAUCAAGAACUCAAGGACAGAAAAGGUCUGCCAUUCGCUGUGUUUCCCUGAGAGCUUGGAUUUCGGUCAGGUUCUUCCUAGUGAGCAGCCCAUUACUGAAGCAGAGGAACAGGAUGAAGCACAGUAUGAACUCUUUGCUGUGAUCGCCCACAUGGGGAUGGCAGACUUUGGUCACUACUGCGCCUACAUCCGGAAUCCAAUGGAUGGAAAAUGGUUCUGCUUCAAUGACUCCCAUGUUUGUUGGGUGUCCUGGAAGGACAUCCAGUGCACCUAUGGAAAUCACGGCUGCCGCUGGCAGGAAACCGCAUAUCUUCUGGUUUAUAUGAAGACUGAGUCCUGAUGGAUACACUCCAAACCUUUGGAAACUGACAAACUAUUAUUUUCCUUUUCUGUUUCCUGGAUCUGGCAGACUCGUCUAAGAGAUUUUGCAAUGAGACAAAGCAUCACUUUCAAACGUAUCAUUAACUUAUGCACAGCCAUGAGUGAUUGUUGCUGUGGUACAAGCACUGAGAGGCAAAGCCUGCUGGGAAGUGAUGAGGUCCAUGGCUCUUCCCAUACUGCACACUGAUGGUGUCCUUUCCAAUUCUGAGUCACAGUUCAAUGCAGUGGGAAGGGGUCUUGCCAAAAUGCCAGUGCCAUGCUGGUUGGAGCCUCCAGCCGCCAGAAUUGCAAAUCAAAUAAACUUCUAUACUUUAAAAACUA